AUGAAGAUCUCCGAGCUCUCCCCCGAGUACCGGAUCUCCCAGCUCUCCCCCGAGUACCGGCCGCCGCCGCCGCACGCCGCCCUCCUCACCGACCUCAACAGGAUCGUCGCCGACGUCGAGGCGCUCGACGCCUCCGAUUCCUCUUCCCUGGAGAAGCUCGCUGCCGAUCUCCGCUGCCUCCUCACCAACCUCGCAUCCGCCACUUCGUCCUCCUCCUCGGGCCUCAACGGAGCGUUCAGGCUCAAGGUAUGGAACCUCGCCUUCCGCCUCUGGAACGCGUGCGUCGACCGCGCCAACCACAACUUCCCUGAGAGGGGACCCGAGGCCGCGGUCGCGGAGACGGAGAUCCGGCAGGCGGCGCCGGAGCUCCUCCUCAUCGCCGGCCUCCCGGUAGGCGUCCCCAACGCCACUGUGAAGGCGGCGUCCCUUUUCCACCGCACUGGCCUGGUCUGGCUUGACCUCGGCCGCGCCGACCUCGCUUCCGCCUGCUUCGAGAAGGCCACGCCGCUGGUCUGCGCAGUUGACACGGAGGAGGAUCGGGACAUCCUGCUGGACCUCAACCUCGCGCGCGCGCGCGCGGCGUCGAAUCAGGGCAAGCACGCCCUCGCCGUCGCGUUGCUAAGCCGGUCCAAGCCCCUCGCCGCGGCGUCUUCUGAGGGGGUCAAAGCCCUCGCCGAGGCGUACCUCCUCCUUGGCAAGGCUGCUUUCGCCACAAAAUCCCCGGAUCCCGCCAUCGACGCGUCGACCCUCCUAACCGAAGCGCUUGAUCUCUGCGAGAAGGCCGCGGCCUCCCCCAGCUGCGACACUCCGACGACCCCGAGAUCCACUCCUGCAACCCCAAAGCUCCAAGUGAUUAAGGAUCAAUGCCUCCGCUUCCUCGCCGCCGAGCGUCUCGAAGCCAACGACUACGAGGGCACCCUGCACUGUACCAGGGUCUCGAGAGCCUCACCAGGGCUGGGGAAGGAGCACUCCAGCAUUGCGUUCAUGGCGCUGCGUGCGUGUCUCAGCAGCGGUAAAUUGGUGGACGCCGAGAGGGAGCUCGGUAGGCUCAUGGCCAAUGAGGAAGCGCCCGAAUUCUUGUGCGUGUCGGCAGCCGAGCUGUACCUAGCCAGUGCGGGGCUGGAUGCUGCACUUAAGGUGCUUGUUGCACUUGCCGCACGGUGCCACGCCAGUGCUGCAGCUGCUGCAGUGAGGGUGUUGAAAACGGUGGUUCAGGGUGCAGGCGGCGGGGCUGGGCGUGCAAGAGCGAUUGCUGAGCUCGUGUCAGAUGAGAGGGUGGUUGCGCUGUUCAAUGGCCCUGCUAACACCCAUGAGCGUGACACAAUGCAUGCACUGCUAUGGACAUGUGGCUCUGAGCAUUUCCAUGCAAACAACUGCGAGAUCUGUGCGGAUUUGAUUGAGAGGUCGAUGCUUUAUGUUUCCCGUGACGAGGAAAGCAGAUCCCGCCGUGCAAAAUGCUUCCGAGUACUUUGCCUUUGCCAUAUGGCACUUCGUCAUCUUGAUCGAGCCCAAGAGUUCAUAACUGAGGCUGAAAAGGUUGAACCCAAUAUCCACUGUGCCUUUCUGAAGUUUAAGAUCCUUCUGCACAAGAAGGAGGAUGAUGAGGCUAUCAAGCUGAUGAAGACCAUGGUGGGCUAUGUUGACUUCAACCCUCACUUCCUGACGCUCUCGAUUCAUGAAGCUAUCGUCUGCAAGUCUUUCCGUGUGGCAGUUGCUUCGUUAACCUUCCUUCUAGGCCUCUACUCUGCUGGAAAGCCAUUGCCAAUGAGCGAGGCCACUGUCCUCCGCAACCUGAUAGCCCUCCUCCUUCGUGAGCCAGGAUCUGAGGCUGAGAUUCUGAAGUACUCAAGACGUGCCAAGCUACGGAUGGAUGAGCUUGGUGUGGAAACUUUUUUGGGAAAGGGGACUGUAGGGCUGCGUGAACUGAAUUGGUUUGCUGUCAGUUCAUGGAAUAUGGCUUUAAAGGUGGUAAAAGAGAAGAAGUAUGAUUAUUCCUCUGAAUUCUUUGAGCUUGCUGCUGAAUUUUUCAGCUCUGGUAAUGGGGAAGAUGAUGCUAACCUUCUCUUGAUUUGCAAAUCAUUGAUCAUGAGUGUCAGUUGCAUGCUCCAGGCUGAAGAACUAAACAAGUCUCCAUUGUCAGACUCUGACCUUAAAAAGGGCAUUGAGAUGCUCAGAAGGGCUGGCAAGCUAUUACCCUUGACUCUGCCUUCGGCUCCGGUGAUCUCUGAUCAAUUGGAGAACAACCUGCCCUUUCUUCAUACAUUCAACUUCUACCAGCUUCUCAAUAGACUGGACACUAGCGCACACCCUCAGCAGCUCCAAUUAGUCAAGAGCUUUGCAGCAUCUAAAGCAUGUACACCAGGUCAUCUUCUCAUACUUGGAGACAUGGCUUCUGAAGGCACCCAACCAAACCUCCAGGUAGCUGAGUUUCUCCUGAAGGCCAGCAUCAGUACUGCCCUUGCCUCUCACUCGCCAAACUAUGGGGUAAUCAGUGCUGCCCUCAGAAAACUAGUAUGCCUUUCUGGUCUCCAGGAUUUCAGUGGUAGCAUGAGUGAUGCAGCCUAUGAUGUAUUUCAACAAGCUUACCAGAUUGUGGUUGGACUUAGAGAUGGUGAAUAUCCAUUUGAGGAAGGGAGGUGGCUUGCAAUAACUGCAUGGAACAAGUCAUAUUUACCUGUGCGGCUUGGGCAACAUUCUGUUGCUAAAAAAUGGAUGAAGAUGGGUCUAGAUCUUGCUCGGCAUUUUGACAGAAUGAAGCUGUAUAUACCAGGGAUGGAGGAAUGCUUUGAGAAAUUUCAGAAAUUAUCUGGUAAAGAACCUGAUGAAUGUAGCCAGCAAGAUGGGGAACCAAGUACUAGCAUGUCUGGUACUGGUAGUAUGUCUCAACCUGUCCUAGUUUAG
Miscanthus lutarioriparius is the source of this 2901-nucleotide messenger RNA. NCBI's taxonomy places the organism in Eukaryota, Viridiplantae, Streptophyta, Magnoliopsida, Poales, Poaceae. The record is from the annotation of a GenBank genome assembly.